AUGAACCGUCCUGCUCCAGUGGAAAUAUCUUAUGAGUGUAUGCGUUUUCUAAUUACUCACAAUCCAACAAAUGCCACCCUCAACAAAUUCACAGAGGAGCUGAAGAAAUAUGGAGUCACCACUGUAGUGAGGGUCUGUGAAGCCACAUAUGAUAAGGCUCCGGUAGAAAAGGAAGGCAUCCAAGUGCUAGACUGGCCAUUUGAUGAUGGAGCGCCACCCCCUACACAAAUAGUUGAGGAUUGGCUGAAUCUAUUAAAAAACAAAUUUCGAGAAGAACCACGCUCCUGCAUUGCUGUCCACUGUGUGGCAGGAUUGGGCAGGGCCCCUGUGCUGGUUGCUCUAGCGCUGAUUGAAUGUGGGAUGAAGUACGAGGACGCUGUGCAGUUUAUCAGGGAAAAGCGGAGAGGAGCAUUUAACGCCAAACAGUUGCUGUAUCUGGAAAAGUACAAGCCCAAGAUGCGCCUACGAUUCAAGGAAACCAACGGACACUGCUGUAUGCAAUAA
Molecule: messenger RNA, 504 nt
Organism: Staurois parvus
Lineage: Eukaryota; Metazoa; Chordata; Amphibia; Anura; Ranidae
Source: the annotation of a GenBank genome assembly